Messenger RNA from Sciurus carolinensis (gray squirrel), 1134 nucleotides. RefSeq names its product peptide YY (gene Pyy). Gene Ontology annotation, biological process: neuropeptide signaling pathway; feeding behavior. Gene Ontology annotation, molecular function: neuropeptide hormone activity; neuropeptide Y receptor binding. NCBI's taxonomy places the organism in Eukaryota, Metazoa, Chordata, Mammalia, Rodentia, Sciuridae. The transcript has 3 exons. Gene Ontology annotation, cellular component: extracellular region. The record is from RefSeq and is a predicted model, not a curated record. The coding region runs from base 635 to 907 and encodes 90 amino acids.
CGUCAUAAGCAGCAGGUCAGGAGCCAAGGUCAUAUACUCCGACUCUGCCUCCAGAAAAGAGACUUUCCUGCACAGGUCCGGUCACUCCUGGACCCUCAAAGGCAUUAGCAAGCAGAGGCUGAGGAUGAUUGCCUCUUGGAAGGAGCAGCCACAGGUCCCACAGACUGGAGGAAGCCUGUCCUCCCUCAGGUUCCCCAUUCCCACCUAAGGACAGGCUAGGGAAGAUGGACUCACAUUCCUGGUCCUAGGGGCUACCCGACUCUAGAUCCAAAGGCCUCACUUCCUCUGGAGGCUAGACCUGCCACUGGGGGGCUGUGCGGUGACCAGUUCAGUGGACCCUGAGUCUGAGCAUGGCAGCUGCUUCCUUGGCUCCUGCGAGGUGAAGACAUCACGUCCUGGCUGGCUGUAAACUCAGCGAGUGGCAGGGGUGGAGGAAGGAAGGAGCAAGGGCCCUCCCCUGCUGGCUCCCCCUCCCCUUGGACUCCCCCUCCCUUUCCAGGCCGGGAUAUAAGCCCCGCAGGGAAAGCGCCGAGCAGAGGCCGCAUCUCCACCUACAGCAGUCGUGCCCUUGAGGCUGCCAGCACCUUCCACCUCCUGCUCCUGCUCGCCUCGCCUCGCUUUGGGAGCUGUCGCUAUGGUGACGGUGCGCAGGCCGGCGCCCGCCACGGCCACAGUGCUGCUGGCUCUCCUCGCCUGCUUGGGAGCGCUAGUCGACGCCUACCCCGCCAAACCCGAGGCCCCGGGCGAAGAUGCCUCCCCCGAGGAGCUGAGCCGCUACUACGCCUCCCUGCGCCACUACCUCAACCUGGUCACCCGGCAGCGGUAUGGGAAACGCGACAGCCCGGAAGCUCUUUUCUCUAAGCUGCUCUUCCCCGACGGCGAUGACCGCCCAGUCAGGUCGCGGUAAAAGCGUCCUCCUCACCACACACUGGCCCCUGGAGCAUGACCCGGCCCACGGGACUCGCCCUGGCACCACCACUUAAGACUUGCCCCGGCCUCGCCUCCCCAGAUGCGAUUCCUUUCCAUUCCCUCCUGCGGGCUAGAAGGCGCCUACAGGUGGAGAAGACCCUCAAGGCCUCCUGGGAAAUAUGCUAAAUACACCGACAUCAUUUGCAUAUUGGGUUCUGAGUAGGG